Molecule: messenger RNA, 1215 nt
Organism: Olea europaea var. sylvestris
Lineage: Eukaryota; Viridiplantae; Streptophyta; Magnoliopsida; Lamiales; Oleaceae
Exons: 6
Coding region: 228-1040 (270 amino acids)
Biological process (GO): protein targeting to chloroplast; protein insertion into mitochondrial inner membrane
Cellular component (GO): TIM22 mitochondrial import inner membrane insertion complex; chloroplast inner membrane
Molecular function (GO): protein binding; transmembrane protein transporter activity
Source: RefSeq, a predicted model, not a curated record
AGGGUAAAUGGAAGUGAAUUUUCAAAUUAGGGCAAAUAUCUGAGUUUGUCCAUUUGCAAAGCAAGCUCAUAACCCUUUUUUAUGGGUUUUAGGGGUAAUUUUGGCAGUAAAAUAUAUGUUAUCCAUUUCCUUUAUCAUAUCUAAACCUCUCACUAUAUGCUCAAGGCUACAACUUUCCACAGUUUCAACACAAAUUGAAUCAAAUUUCAAAGAAUCUUCACGAAAUUAUGGGUGAAAGUAAGCAAGGAGUUAUGGUGAUGGAAAUUCCAACGAAGGCCGGCGGAAUUAUGGGCCAGAGGGAGCAGAAUCCGAUUGCAGUGGUGCAGGCCAAGUUCAAGGAACUGGAGAGUGUGUUCAAGGGUUGGUUGGCCAAGCAGUCGUUACCUGUGGAGGCCGCCGUCGUCACCACCACCAGCGCCGCCCAGGGUGCCGCCAUCGGAGCCUUCAUGGGAACUUUGACUGGUGACUCCACCUCCCUGUUUACGCCUCCGACUGAGGGUGUCAACUUGAACCCCGAAGCCAUGGCGUCUCUUAAACAAGCCCAGGCUCUUGCAGGAGGUCCCUUGAUACAAGCCCGCAAUUUUGCUGUCAUGACAGGUGUCAAUGCUGGCAUUUCGUGUGUCAUGAAAAGAUUGAGAGGCAAGGAGGAUGUUCAAUCUAGUAUGGUUGCAGCUUUUGGUUCUGGGGCCAUGUUCUCAUUAGUUACUGGGAUGGGUGGGCCAAAUCAGGCAGCAAAUGCUGCUACUUCUGGUCUUUUCUUUGCACUCGUUCAAGGCGGCCUUUUUCAGUUAGGACAGAAGUUCUCACAACCACCAACUGAAGAUGUGAAUUAUUUGAAAACAAGAUCCAUGCUGAGCUGCCUUGGCUUGCAGAAUUAUGAGAAGAAUUUUAAGAAAGGAUUGUUGACUGACAGCACUUUGCCAUUGCUGAAUGAUAGUGCUCUCAGAGAUGUGAAAAUACCUCCUGGACCAAGACUCCUUAUUCUUGAUCAUAUAGAGAGGGAUCCAGAGCUGAAAGAAAGGCGAAGAGGUAGCCAUUGAAUUAUUGCUAGAAACCAUUCCUUAAAUAUGCUUGUUUAAUUAUGAAAUAGUUUCCAUUCUUCUAAAUGAAGAGACGACAAUUUUGUUAUGUUACCAUGUUGCAUGAUGAAAUAUUGUCAUAUACUUGCAUUUUCGACUUGGUACAAGUUAUUUUAUGAUCGACAUUUUCCCCAAA